CAAAGAGAUCAGUUUCGAUUAGUACUGGAAUGUGAACUGACCGGUCAAGACUGGCUGAGAACUAUUAUAGAAGGAGUUACGAAGUUCGACUUUAGCGGACAAAUCGGACACAGAUCGAAGGAAGGCACGAAGUGGCAGGAAGAGACGCUUCUAAAAUGAGCCUGAUCAGGAUUGGCCUGGGGCUGGUGUUCCUGCUGGCCGCCAUGUCGCAGCUGGUGCAGCCCGUCCAAGGACGCCGGAAGCUGUGCGGCGAAGCCUUGGCCGAGGCCUUGGAUAUGAUUUGUGUUAACGGCUUUAUGCGCCGGAUGAGGCGCAGCGACCGUAAGUAUUCUAGAUCCUUAAAAGCGUUUAUGUCUAUGUAGUCUGGUAGCCACUAACUUCAAAAUAAAGAACCACAGAACCGAAUGCAGGCCUUGAUGCGAAAGCUUCGGGAUUCGGAGACGCGCACGGACACGGAAAAGGACACUCAGGAUGGGGAUGAGCAGCCGCCGGCGAAGGGCAAGGAACGCAAAUUGCGGCGCCACCGGCGUAACAUUGCCCACGAAUGUUGCAAGGAGGGCUGCACCUACGACGACAUCCUUGACUAUUGUGCCUGAGAGGAUGGGCGAAGUUGGAGGAGAAGGAGGUGGACUGGAUGGAGGAUAAGUACAGCAGGAUGGAACAGGAGGAGAGCGGCAAUGGCAAAUGGCAAAUGGCAACGGCAGAGCAAAAGGACAACCUAACCGGAAGGCGUUUAAUUUUCUAAAACUAACACUUAACCCUAAAUAUAAACGUAAUCAUAUUCCCCAAAAAAUUUUUCAUUGUAAAAUUCUUAGUGGAAGCAAAUAAAGUUAUUCACCAAAUAGCAGCAGCAGCAACAAAA
Messenger RNA from Drosophila bipectinata, 862 nucleotides. The record is from RefSeq and is a predicted model, not a curated record. NCBI's taxonomy places the organism in Eukaryota, Metazoa, Arthropoda, Insecta, Diptera, Drosophilidae.